GUGAGGAGUGGGAGAGGGAGUCAGACAGAGACACACGUGCGAGUGUACUGUUCGCGUAAACAAUAUCUCGGUGCGGAUUCGGGAACCCCAAAGCAUUGUCUCUUCCCCUCGACGAUCUUUCUGGGCUCUGACCCUCCGUCCGGACCAAGAUGCAGAACGACGACAUUGUGUGGAGCAUACUGAAGCACUCUUUCUGCUCUCAUAAAGUCACAACGACAAGCUCGAACUUCUGUCGCAAUGAAUUCAACUUGACUGGUCUUUGUAACAGAUCGUCUUGCCCUUUGGCGAAUUCCGUGUACGCCACGAUAAAGGAAGAAGAUGGGGUGUGUUACUUGUACAUGAAAACGGCGGAGCGCUGUGCUUUCCCUGCGAAGAUGUGGGAGAAAAUUAAACUUUCGAAGAAUAUGGAAAAGGCACGAGAGCAAAUCGACACAAAUCUCCUCUACUGGCCGCGCUUCGUCAGAUCGAAAUGCCAUCAGCGUCUACUGAAAAUUCACCAAUACCUCAUACGCAUGCGUCGUAUGGCUUUGAAACGACGGACGAAAGUUGUGACCAUCAACAAACGAAUCGAGAGGCGAGAAAAGCGGCGAGAAGAGAAAGCGCUCAUUGCAGCGAAACUCGAUCAAGCUAUCGAGAGGGAACUAAUAGACAGAUUGAAAGCUGGCGCCUACAAAGACAUAUACAACUUCCCACAAAAGGCAUUCGAUUGUGCUCUUGAGGAAGAGGAGGAAAAGGAGAUGGAAAUUGAGGAAGAGCUCGAAGAAGAAGUAGACGAUGACGACGUGGUACGAUUCUGA
Molecule: messenger RNA, 797 nt
Organism: Galendromus occidentalis (western predatory mite)
Lineage: Eukaryota; Metazoa; Arthropoda; Arachnida; Mesostigmata; Phytoseiidae
Product: protein MAK16 homolog A
Exons: 5
Coding region: 150-797 (215 amino acids)
Biological process (GO): maturation of 5.8S rRNA; maturation of LSU-rRNA
Cellular component (GO): nucleolus; preribosome, large subunit precursor
Source: RefSeq, a predicted model, not a curated record